AUGAGGCCAAAGGUUCCCAUGCCUGGCCACGUCCAUCCUGCACCCCCCGAUGGCGGCUGGGGGUGGAUGGUUAUCCUGGCCGGCUUUGUGCAGACAGCCUUGGUCUUUGGGGUGAUCCGCUCUUUCGGGGUCUUCUUUGUGGAGUUUGUGGAAUAUUUCAGGGCACCCUCUAGCACCAUCUCCUGGAUCGUGUCCCUUGGGGUUGCCAUCCUGCAGUUUGCAAGUCCAGUGGGGAGCGCCCUCAGUGCCUAUUAUGGGGCACGCCCAGUAGUAAUGGUUGGUGGUUUCCUCUCUGGGCUCGGCUUGCUGCUGGCCUCCUUCUCCAUCCACCUGACUCACCUCUACCUGAGCAUCGGCUUGCUUGCAGGGUUUGGCUGGGCCCUCGUCUUCACUCCUUCCAUGGCCACCGUCUCUCAUUAUUUCGAGAAGCGACGGACGCUGGCCAUGGGUAUGGCUGUUUCGGGCGCUGGUGUCUCUUCACUGGUCUUUUCUCCGCUUUUCCAGUACCUGGUGGACUUGUAUGGCUGGCGAGGGGCGCUCAUGAUGGUGGCGGCGAUGUCUUUGAAUUUGGUGGUGUCUGGUGCUCUGCUGAGGCCCUUGGUCUUGGAAGGCGACAACGCGCCGAACGGCAAGGCCACGCCUUCCAAGUGGCCAGCAACACUUGCUUCACUCUGCAGCCUGGAGCUCUUGUGCCAUGGACCCUUCAUGCGUUACGUCUUGGUUUUCAUCCUGGUAGAUGCAGGGUACUUUGUCCCCUAUGCACACUUGGUGGCCCAUGCGAGGGAGGUGGGAUGUGACGAGUACCAAGCCGCCUUCAUCAUGGCAGUGGCUGCUGUUGCGGACAUGUGCGGCCGCAUCUUUGCCGGUUGGCUUGCUGAUUCCGGGCUCUUUGGCCGCCCCCUCCACAACCUGACUCUCUGGACAGUCCUCACAGGGGCCUCUCUUGCUCUGUUGCCCCUGGGACACAGUUACACCUCCCUCAUGUCUCUGGGCACCUGCUACGGGUUCUUCGCAGGUGCCCUCGUUCCUCUUCAGUUCACCAGCCUGGUGGAAAUUGUGGGCACUGGACACACGCUUGGGGCUAUCGGGCUCAUGCACAUGUUGGAGAGUGUGGGGGCUUUGCUGGGGACCCCACUUUCAGGGUGGCUGAGGGACAUCACAGGAAACUACACGGUCUCCUUGGUCACUGCUGGAGCCUUCCUCUUGGCCAGCAGCUUGAUCCUGGCUACGCUGCCAAACUAUUUCUCCUGCUCCAGGCCAUCGGAAGCCGAGGAGGAGGCGGCGAUCAGUUCUCAGGACCGUGAUGCCGUGGAGUUAUGGAAGUUAUCCCAACAAGACGAAGAACUCUCGCAGCCUGAGGCAAAGGCCGAUCAGGCCGCCCUGGGAGACGGGACUCAAUAG
This is a messenger RNA of Eublepharis macularius, 1401 nucleotides long. Its product is annotated as monocarboxylate transporter 13-like. NCBI's taxonomy places the organism in Eukaryota, Metazoa, Chordata, Lepidosauria, Squamata, Eublepharidae. The record is from RefSeq and is a predicted model, not a curated record. Gene Ontology annotation, molecular function: monocarboxylic acid transmembrane transporter activity. Gene Ontology annotation, biological process: monocarboxylic acid transport; transmembrane transport. The transcript is spliced from 5 exons. The coding region runs from base 1 to 1401 and encodes 466 amino acids.